UUUACAAAUAGCAAAAGUUUGAUUCUACGAAGGGCUGUGUUUGGUCAUACAAAUCCAAAACUGGACAGAGAGAGAAUGGUAGCUCCAAGUACAAAAUGCUUUCUUGUCACAGGGCCUCCUGGUGUGGGGAAAACAACUUUGGUAAUGAAAGUUCUAGAAUCUCUAAGAGCUUCUUAUCUGAACCUGAAAGCUCAAGGUGAGAUUAGGCAAGGAAUGGAGAGAGUUGGGUUUGAAGUGGUGACUUUAGAUGGUCGUAAGGCUCCUCUUGCCUCUACCACUAUAUCUAGGGCAGAGUCACAAAGAUGGCCUAGUGUUGGAAGGUUCAAAGUGGAUAUAACCUCAUUUGAGUCAUUAGCAUUGCCUGAAUUGCAGGUUAAAGAAGACACUGAUUUAUUCAUCAUUGAUGAAGUUGGUAAAAUGGAGUUGUUCAGUUCUUCAUUUUUCCCUGCUGUGUUAAGAGUGCUUGAAUCUAAUAUCCCAAUUCUAGCUACCAUACCCAUCCCCAAAUUCGGACGUGACAUACCUGAAGUUGCACGAAUGAGGAAUCAUCCAGGGGCUGCGAUAUUCACGAUCAACACAAGGAACGGAGAAGCUGUGAAAGAACAGAUUUACACUCAACUCAUAGAUGUGCUACGAAGGACCUAAUCCUGUACGAGGCAUGCCAUGCCAUGCCAUACACUUCACU
Messenger RNA from Papaver somniferum (opium poppy), 685 nucleotides. RefSeq names its product cancer-related nucleoside-triphosphatase homolog. The transcript is spliced from 6 exons. Bases 76 to 645 code for a protein of 189 amino acids. Gene Ontology annotation, molecular function: ATP hydrolysis activity. The record is from RefSeq and is a predicted model, not a curated record. NCBI's taxonomy places the organism in Eukaryota, Viridiplantae, Streptophyta, Magnoliopsida, Ranunculales, Papaveraceae.